This is a messenger RNA of Panonychus citri (citrus red mite), 750 nucleotides long. Its product is annotated as solute carrier family 46 member 3-like. The transcript has a single exon. Gene Ontology annotation, molecular function: transmembrane transporter activity. NCBI's taxonomy places the organism in Eukaryota, Metazoa, Arthropoda, Arachnida, Trombidiformes, Tetranychidae. The coding region runs from base 1 to 693 and encodes 230 amino acids. The record is from RefSeq and is a predicted model, not a curated record. Gene Ontology annotation, cellular component: membrane. Gene Ontology annotation, biological process: transmembrane transport.
AUGAUGAAAGUUUGUUUUCGUAAGAGAUCAAAUAAUCGAAGAUUCAUUUUAUGGAAUCUAUUAAUUAAUAUGACGAUAUUGUUCAUUGCUUAUUUGGACGAUGCGACAAUCGGAUUCCAAUUUGCACAGAAAAUUUAUCAUUGGAAUGUUUCUACUUAUUCUUAUAAUUCCGCUAUCAUGUUACUAAUUAGCGCAGUUAUGAGUACGGUGCUUCCGGCUAUAUUGAUUCACAAAUUACAUUAUUCUGAUACAGCGCUUUCGAUUGUUGGUUCGGCUUCUUAUAUCAUUUCGAUGACAAUUCUUGGUGGUUAUCUGAAGCCAGCGGGCUUUUUUCUAGCUAAAAGUUUACGACCAAUAAUGGCUUUGCUUUCAAUUUGCACCCGAUCAAUUUUAUCAAGAAUAAUCGAUAACCAAGAAACUGGUCAAAUCUUUUCUUUACUUGCAUGUAUUGAAUCAAUCGCACCAACAUUAGGAACUUUCAUUUAUUCAUCCUUGUUCAAUGCAACAAUCGCUACUCUCCCUGGAGCAGCUCAUCAUAUGGGAGCAGUGAUUAUGUUUUACCCUUUUAUCGUAUCACUUUGGCUCAGUUUAACGAGAAAAAAAUGGGAUCCAAUUGAGAUUAAAUUGCAACAAGAAAAUAACAAACGAAAUGUAAAAAUCAAAUCUAUUGACCUAAUCGAUCAAAAAGAUUGAAACGAUUGAAUUCUGAUUGUCCUCAUUUGUCAACACUUUUCGUGAAACAGAAUAAAA